AUGGCUGUUCACGAUGUGGUGGAGGUUGAUGAAGUUGCCGAAGAUUAUUUAAGUGACGUAGUUAUUAUGGGAUCCCUACGACAGCUAGUUGUAACAGCUUGGGAUGGUACGCUUUCAAUAUAUGAUUAUGAUGAACAAGAAAGAAGGGUUAGUCUGAAUACUGUGCUGCGACAUGCUUUCCCAUUAUUGAGCUGCUGCGUACUUUUCCCCAGUGGUGGUUACAAGCCAGAGAUAUAUUGUGGUGAUGUACAGGGCCAAGUCCUAUUGGUAGAUUUAGAAUUGGGAAAAUUCAUACCAAUGGGGGGCAAUACAGCUCAGUUGGGAAUUUCCAGUCUUUGCAGUUAUAAGAAUCAAGUCAUAUGUGGAUCUUGGGAUGGCUUUUUACAAGUUAUUGAUUGUCGAAGUCAAAAUGUUGUGUAUCAGCAGCGGUUGAAUGAUAAAAUAUUGAGCAUAGAUGCACAUGGAGACAAGCUGGUAGUUGCCACUACGAAGAAUACGGUGCUUUGGUGGAAAUUGCCCUUGCAGGCUAGUGAUUUUGGUGCAGAAGUGGAAUCAGGACUAAAGUUUCAGACAAGACGUAUAAAAUUGACACCGAGAGGUGAUGGAUACGUUUCCAGCUCAUUGGAUGGACGUGUGGCUGUAGAAUUUUUCCAAGAUGAUACAAAGAAGUUUGCCUUUAGAUGUCAUCGAAUGAAUUUGGCUGAUACGAGUUUUGUAUUCCCCGUCAAUGCAUUAGCGUUUGUACCGAAUUCCACUAUUCUAUAUACUGGUGGAUCAGAUGGAUGUGUGUCUUGUUGGAAUUUAGCUACGAGAAAGAAAGUGGAUCAAUUGGCAAAAUUUAAUGAAAACAGUGUCGUACAGCUGGACUGUGACGGUAAAAUUCUUUGUGUGGCCACUUCUGAUGACUCUUUCAAAACGAAUGCAGUUGUUAACCAAGAUACGGAAUUACAAGCUAGUAGACUCUAUUUAGUAUUCUUAAACUAG
This is a messenger RNA of Zygosaccharomyces rouxii, 984 nucleotides long. It is a transcript of the gene BUB3, whose product is annotated as Bub3p. The coding region runs from base 1 to 984 and encodes 327 amino acids. Gene Ontology annotation, biological process: mitotic spindle assembly checkpoint signaling. The transcript has a single exon. Gene Ontology annotation, molecular function: ubiquitin binding. The record is from RefSeq and is a predicted model, not a curated record. Gene Ontology annotation, cellular component: mitotic checkpoint complex; bub1-bub3 complex; kinetochore. Lineage: Eukaryota; Fungi; Ascomycota; Saccharomycetes; Saccharomycetales; Saccharomycetaceae.